CAGAGGCACAGAUAGGAAGACAGGCAGGGAGAGAGGGAGAGUGACAGUGCAUGCAUGACAUGGAUGAGCUAUGCUGCUCUGGGAUUGGUGAACAUAAAUAGCCAAGCAAUCACAGAGGAGGCAGUGAAAAUAACAAGGCUAUCGAAAAUAUGGAGAAAGGGAAGAGCUAUGAAAAAAAGAUAGAGAAGGUAAAAUCAAAAGACUACAGAGUAGAGGCAGCGCUAACAAAGACAGAGAAGGUAUAAAAAUGGGAGAGAGUGCAGAUCAGUGAGAUUUCCAGAGAAAACAGGAAGAGAGAAGAGAGAGAGGGGGGUGAGCAGCUAGAAGCAUCAACACAGAGAAAAUACGUCAGCCAGACCAACAGCAUCAACCUGGGCACCCAUACUCUGAAAGGCCUGGAGCAACGGGCCUAUACAGGCAGCACACAGCAGGGCACAGGCCUAGCCAACGGCCCACAGGAGGGAGAGAAGACGCCCAGUCCACACUGUCAGCUGCUGUAGCCAUGAGGACUGCACGGAAGGGGAGCAUGGAGAUGCCUGCAUUUGUCCGGCAGCUGGUGAAGGAGACAGAGAAGAGGGUCAGCUCCUUCUUCAAAGAAGGGGGGCAUGGAGGGGCAGAGCACACAGACGGGGAAAGAGAGGAGGUGAUCCCCAGCCCCUACCUGGACCGUCCCAUCCUGGACAAGUUGACGGAGGAGGGUUGCUCCUGCUGGGGCCUGACCUACGCUCUGUGCAGCAUGCAGGGCUGGAGGGCAAACAUGGAGGACUACCACAACUGUGUGCCUCAGCUGGGCGCAGGGCUGGCAGACUGGAGCUUCUUUGCUGUGUUUGACGGGCACGCGGGAAACAAAGUGGCACAGUACGUUUCACAACACCUGCUGGAUCAGGUCCUAGCUACAGGAGGGAUCGGGCCAGAGGAUCACCCUGAUCGGGUGAGAGGGAGCUUCACAGAUGGCUUCCUACACACAGACAAACACCUGCUGACUGCAGCCCGCCGUGAGGGCUGGGAGCGGGGUGGCACCACCGUGACCUCCACACUCAUCUCACCACGAUACAUCUACUUCGCCAACUGUGGAGACUCGCGUGCCAUGCUGUGCCAGGCAGGGCAGGUGUGCUUCUCCACUGAGGACCACAAGCCCUACAGCCCUCUGGAGAGGGCGCGCAUCGAGAGCGCCGGCGGCUCCGUGUCCCUGCAGCGCAUCAACGGCUCCUUGGCCGUGUCCCGAGCCCUGGGAGACUUCAGCUACAAGGGGACAGUGAACCGGCUGCCCACCCAACAGAUGGUGUCUCCGGAGCCAGAGGUGUGUGUGGUGGAGCGGUCGCCCGGGGAUGAGUUUCUGGUGCUGGCCUGUGAUGGGGUGUGGGACACGGUCUCCAACGAGGAGCUAUGUGCCUUCAUCCAGAGUCGGCUGCGCGUCUGCACUGACCUCAGAGAUGUCUGUUCCCAGGUCAUUGACCUCUGCCUCUACAAGGGCAGUCUGGACAAUAUCAGUAUCAUCUUGGUCUGCUUCCCUGGCGCCCCCCAGCUCUCAGCAGAAGCAAUACACCAGGAGGCAGAGCUGGAAGACCUGCUGGAGUCCAAAGUGGCAGAGAUUUAUGAGGAACUGAGUACUCAGGGGAAGGAGCCUAACCUGUUCUCUGUCCUCGCUGUUCUGGCAAACACUGAUGUCCCAGGCUUACCACCUGGAGGCGGUCUGCAGAGCAAAAGGAACUGUAUCAUCUCUGCCUAUUACGAAAAGAAAGAGGCACACAAUCCUACUACACCUAAUGGGCUUGGUGGUUCUGAGAAGCUCGUCUAGGUUCUGUCGCUUGGGAAACGUCUCUGGAAGACAAUCAAUGCCAAAAAAAACUGUUUUCAUUAUGUGGCAAUUCAACCAAUCACAAAAGGAAUUUCGUCUCUCAUCCCUCACACCAAGUAAAAUCCUGAUGUAACAAGUACAAUGCAAUUUGUGAAAGCUGAAACUAUAGAUUUUAUAUUUAUACAAUAUGGGGAACAUUUUAUUUUAUAGGACCUGGCGCUUUGAAACACAGAGAUUCUGGCUCAGCAAUAUGAUUCAGUAGUUGACAAACCAUCUGAUAUACAGUGGGGAGAACAAAUAUUUGAUACACUGCCGAUUUUGCAGUUUUUCCCACUUACAAAGCAUGUAGAGGUCUGUAAUUUUUAUCAUAGGUACACUUCAACUGUGAGAGACGGAAUCUAAAACAAAAAUCCAGAAAAUGAUUUUUAAGUAAUUAAUUAGCAUUUUAUUGCAUGACAUAAGUAUUUGAUACAUCAGGCACAGAAACCUUUGUUUGCAAUUACAGAGAUCAUACGUUUCCUGUAGUUCUUGACCAGGUUUGCACACACUGCAGCAGGGAUUCCGUCUCUCACAGUUGAAGUGUACCUAUGAUAAAAAUUACAGACCUCUACAUGCUUUGUAAGUUGGAAAACCUGCAAAAUCGGCAGUGUAUCAAAUACGUGUUCUCCCCACUGUAUAUUCAUCCAAUAAUAUCUAUAACAAUGUAAAAUUCUAAAAACAUUUAUUUACGGAUUUCAGGUUGAUGUUUAGUUUUAAGAGUCAUCAAACCUCUCUCUCUCAGUCCUGUGUUUGGUAUGAUUUGCAUGACCUGUACUGUGCUGCAUUACUUACCUUGAUGUCAUUAGUUUUAGCAUGUUACAGUGAUAUGACAUAUGACCAAGACAAACCCAAGAAUGGUCAGUAGAUCCAUGAAUGUGUUAAUAUAUUAUCAAAUGUGAUUUAAAUGAGUAUGUGCUUUAGUUACAUACUGUUUAGACAUGACAUGUUCCUCAUGUUUUCAGACAGAAUAAAGAUUAUGUGACUAAGAA
This is a messenger RNA of Oncorhynchus nerka (sockeye salmon), 2826 nucleotides long. RefSeq names its product protein phosphatase 1A-like. NCBI's taxonomy places the organism in Eukaryota, Metazoa, Chordata, Actinopteri, Salmoniformes, Salmonidae. The transcript is spliced from 6 exons. Gene Ontology annotation, biological process: positive regulation of canonical Wnt signaling pathway; negative regulation of canonical NF-kappaB signal transduction; peptidyl-threonine dephosphorylation. Gene Ontology annotation, molecular function: magnesium ion binding; manganese ion binding; protein serine/threonine phosphatase activity. The coding region runs from base 503 to 1798 and encodes 431 amino acids. Gene Ontology annotation, cellular component: cytosol; nucleus. The record is from RefSeq and is a predicted model, not a curated record.